Pectinophora gossypiella (pink bollworm) is the source of this 1218-nucleotide messenger RNA. RefSeq names its product methyltransferase-like protein 22. Lineage: Eukaryota; Metazoa; Arthropoda; Insecta; Lepidoptera; Gelechiidae. The transcript has 7 exons. Gene Ontology annotation, molecular function: protein methyltransferase activity. The coding region runs from base 326 to 1177 and encodes 283 amino acids. Gene Ontology annotation, cellular component: nucleus. Gene Ontology annotation, biological process: protein methylation. The record is from RefSeq and is a predicted model, not a curated record.
UCACAGCAAAAAGAAUAUAAAAAAAUAUUGCAGUAGGUAACUAUAAAAAAUAUCCGAACGUCACAAAUCAAUCAGCUGUUUACUGUCAACACAGAAGUUGGAAAGAUUUUGAACUGCGUUAUUAAAAAAUCAAAAACCUCGAACAAAUGCUUAAAAUCUCUUAUUCUAACAUACAUAAUGGAAUAACUGAAUAUAUAGGAGUGCUUAGUUAGUCUCCACAGAAAAUGGAGGCAAAUUUUUCAUUUUCCUGCUUAUAACUGGACUAGUGACACGUUUUAAAUUCUAUAAGCUGCAGAAAGCAAAGUUACAGUAGGAAAAUACCAAGAUGCCAGAACUAACUGUUACAUCUGAGAUUUAUGAAGAAUUUGACUAUAGAACUAAAACCACUCCAAAAAUAAAUGGAAAUGUGAUAUCAGAAUUUCCAUUUCUUCUUCCGAAUAGCCAGAAUAAAAUAAAGUUUGAUAAAGAUGAUGACUUGGAUAUGGAUAGACCUCAGAAGGAACUUAUUAAAAUUGAACACAGCUCGAAAACCAAGAUAGCAUUAGUAGGUCUUCAAGUAUGGCGCGGCGCGUUCCUGUUAGCUGACCUACUCAUCCACCGGGGUCUGAAAGGGGAGCUUCAAGGGAAGACUGUGAUGGAGCUGGGAGCAGGCACUGGCUUGACCAGUUUCGUCGCGGCUAUGUUCGCUAAGAAAGUUGUCUGUACGGAUAUGGAUGUAGGAGGCAUAUUGGAUCUUAUAAAGUUAAACGCAAAAUACAACUCUAAAUACGUGAAGUCUGAGUUGAAAGUGAUGCCGCUAGACUUUACAGCCACUUGGAGUAGACAACUUACAAAGGAGGUUGAGGAAACUAAUAUUAUUAUUGCUGCUGAUGUUAUCUACGAUGACGACGUUACAGCAGCAUUCAUAUCAACUAUUCAGAAGAUGCUCAACACUAAACCGCCUAAAACAUUGUAUGUAGUCCUUGAAAAACGAUACGUGUUCACUAUAGAACAUUUAGACAACGUUGCACCCUGUUAUGAAACAUUCCUUACAUUACUAGAUAAAGUUAAAAGUGAAAAUAUCAACUCUAUUUGGACAGUUGAACAAAUGCCUAUAGAUUUUCCAAAGUAUUUCACUUAUGAUAGAGUCAAAGAACUCGUUAUAUGGAAAAUAAGUUCUAAAGCAAAGACCAAUUAGUUGUAACCAUAUGGCUGUGAUAUUAAAUAUUUUUGUUACUA